Molecule: messenger RNA, 1078 nt
Organism: Funneliformis caledonium
Lineage: Eukaryota; Fungi; Glomeromycota; Glomeromycetes; Glomerales; Glomeraceae
Source: the annotation of a GenBank genome assembly
AUGUCAAAGAAUUAUUCGAUAUAUAUUGCAUUAUGGUUUUUAAUUCGAUUAGUAAUUGAAGUAAAUUGUCAAGUGGAGCCUUUCAAGCCAUUAAAACGAUAUGCUCAUACUGCUACACUUAUUGAUAAUAAACUUUACAUCUUAGGUGGUCGAGUUACUUCAACUACUAAUAAUGAAAAUAUUGGAAAACAAUUUUUUUAUCUUGACGUUUCUGUACCAUUUAAUACUAAAUAUUUAACAUGGAAUGAUCUAACAGAAAUUAAUAUUAUUCCGGCACAUCGUGCCGCUUCAUCUGCAAGAGGUGGUGUAUAUAAUGAUACUUUAUUUUUAUAUGGAGCAGGAAACGAUAAAGGGAACCUUGAAUUAGUUUAUACAUUUGAUACAAAAAGCAAUUCAUGGAGUAUUCCAAAACUAACUGGAAAUGAAGAUACUUUCAAUAUGAAAUUUAAUCUAAGGGGUAUCGCUGAUGAUAAUGGGAAUAUGUAUUUGUUCGGUGGAAAUAAAGUAGAUAGAAAAACUUACUACAACGAUAUGCUUAUUUUAGAUACAAUUAAUUUGAAUUUGAAAGUAGGAAGUUCAGUUGAUGCUCCUAAUAUAAGAAAUCUUUAUGGUGCAACUUUCAUUCAAAGUAAUUUCAUUAUUUAUUUUGGUGGCUCUAUGAAUGAUGAUCAUUUUGCUUAUCCAUUAAAAGAGAUAACUUCAGGUACAAUUCCUUCCGAUAGAGCUUCUUUUUCUACUGUUCUUAGCUUGGAUGGACAACGAGUAAUAAUUUUUGGAGGAGAAGUACAUGAUAAUAUUAUAGAACUUCAGUAUGCAUUUUAUGUGUUAAAUUUGACAAAUUUUGAAUGGUCCAUUCCGAAAUUGUCUGGAAACAAACCUGCAGAAUCAAGAGCUUGGCAUGAAGCAGAUGUAAUUGGAAAAUACAUGGUUAUAUCAUUUGGUGUAGGCAAUAAUGAGGAUAAAGAUAGUGAUGAUAUCUUAUUGCUUGAUAUUAGUAAUAAUGAAGAAUAUAUAUGGACAAAUACUUUUGAACUUUCAACAAAGCAAUCAACACAACUAUCAAUACCAGCUAUAAUUA